UCUUAAACAUGAUGAUGCGCUAUUGUUUUCUUCGUAUUUUCAAUUCAUUCUUUAUUUUCUCUUCAUAUUUCAUUUUCACAUCUUCUCUACAUAUUUUCUCAUCAUUCUGCAUUCGGACAAUCAAUACCUCUAAAGCGAUGAUGCUCGGAAAUCAACAAAGAGAUGACCCCGAGGCGAUAUCUAGAGCCUCUUGUAUGGAAGGAAAGUACAGACCCGGUACCCUCGUGUGGGCGAAAGUCUUCGGAUAUCCAUAUUGGCCCGCAGUGAUCGAGGGUGAUCCUGAUGAAGGCACCUACAGCAAAGACCUCACAACAUCACCGCCUUUAACCCAACAACCUAAAUUUAAUGUGCUGUAUUUAGCACCAUAUGCUAAAGGAAGUGAAGAACCACUAUAUUACAGGGCCCGAAUCAUGCAAAUACAGUCUACUAAAGUUUCUGUUUUUUAUGUGGAUUUUGGCAAUGUGGAAUGUAUUGAUAUUUCUGAGUUAUGACCGAUUCCGAAAACAUCACCCGAUGUACUGAAUACAGAAUGUUUGGUGUAAUCCUAAAGUUCUUGUAGCUCAUUUUGCAAAUUGCUGAUCCU
Messenger RNA from Argiope bruennichi, 583 nucleotides. RefSeq lists its product as uncharacterized. The transcript is spliced from 7 exons. The record is from RefSeq and is a predicted model, not a curated record. Bases 9 to 491 code for a protein of 160 amino acids. Lineage: Eukaryota; Metazoa; Arthropoda; Arachnida; Araneae; Araneidae.